AUGCUCGAUUAAAAUAAUGGAAAAAAAAUGAAGGCUCUUGAAGAUUAUAACACAGCAAUUGUAUUAGAUUCUAAUAUUGCUUAAAUUUACAGUUCAAGAGGUAAUUAGGGUUAAGGUUAUUAUAGCAUUAUUGCAUUUAAGCUUAGAAAAUAAAGAUUAAGCCAUAAUCGAUCAUAACACAGCUAUUAAUUGGAUCCUAAAGAUGCUAGAGGUAAUUAAGAUGUUGAACUAAAUAGGAUUGUUUUAUAGAUAUAUGAAGAAAUUUGAUUUAGCAUUUAAAGAUUAUACUAAAACAAUUGAAUUGAACUCAAAUGAUGCUAAAACUUAUAAAAAAGAGGUAAUUUUAAUUAUAAUUAAAAAAGCAAAUUUGUUUAAAGUAAAUGGCUAAUAUGACAAGGCCUUUUAAGAUUGUAUUUAAGCACUUAAAUUAGAAUUAGACAAUCCACUUAUAAUGGUGA
This is a messenger RNA of Paramecium pentaurelia, 458 nucleotides long. NCBI's taxonomy places the organism in Eukaryota, Ciliophora, Oligohymenophorea, Peniculida, Parameciidae. The record is from the annotation of a GenBank genome assembly.